GACGAAGAAGAAACCCUUCGCUAAUUGGACCAACUUCGGCGUUCCUCUUCUGUAGCCGGAAGUGUUUUAUUUUUAAAGAUGUCAGUAUUUAUAGCACAGCGCGUUAGAAGAGCUGCGGUAAUUCCACACGUGGAGUGCUUGAAGGACAGAAGUAAAGAGACUAAAUGUCCGUUCUGAUUGCUGUGUAUCAUCACACUUCCGGUCUCUCCGCGUCUCUGCCAUGCCGAACCCGAGGAACACCAGUCCCAAAAGACCGAGGUUGGACUGGAGGUUCAUCAAGAGAUUCUGCAGAAUAUUAAGAGUGCUUUUCCCGAGAUGGUGCAGUCGGAACGUUGUCAUGUACGGCACGCUGCUCGGAGUCACUCUUUUAGUUCAGCUGGUGAUUUACCAGGUGGGUCUGAUCCCCAGUCAGUUCUUCGGCGUGUUGUCGGAGAAGAACUACGGCAAGUUUAAGGAGCUGGUGGCGUUUUCCGUCCUGCUCGUCCUGCUCAACUCUGCGCUGAAGAGUCUGGAGCAGUACAUCAGCAAUCUCCUGUACAUCAGCUGGAGGAAAUGUCUAACGCGGAGCCUCCAUCGAGAUUACUUCAGCGGAUGGGUCUUCUACACUCUCAACGUCCUCCAGAAGGACGUCGAUAACCCAGACCAGAGGAUGACUCAGGAUGCAGAGAAGUUGUGUAAUCAGUUGAGCAGCAUGGCCAGUCGACUGGUGAUUUCCCCGUUCACCAUCUCCUACUACUCGUACCAGUGCUUUAACAUCACUGGAUGGAUUGGAUUCGUCAGUAUCCUUGGAUACUUCCUGGUCGGCACCGUCGCCAACAAGUUCCUGAUCGGACCCGUCGUGUCCACGUUGGUUGAACAGGAAAAGCUGGAAGGAAACUUCAGGUUCAAGCACAUGCAGAUCAGAGUCGGUGCCGAAUCCGCGGCUUUCUACAGAGCAGGGAACGUGGAACACGUGCGGACGGACCACAGACUCCAGAGUCUCUUGCACACACAGAGGAACCUGAUCAACCGGGAGCUCCUGCUCUAUCUUGGAGUAAACACGUUUGACUAUAUGGGAAGCAUCCUCAGCUACAUCAUCAUUGCCAUACCCAUCUUUGCGGGCGUGUAUGAUGGUUUGAGCCCGGAGGACAUCACCGUUCUCAUCAGCAAGAAUGCCUUUGUGUGCAUGUACCUGAUUAAUUGUUUCACGCAGCUUAUAGAUCUUUCCACGACAGUCUCCGAUGUUGCAGGUUACACCCACAGAAUUGGAGAACUACAGGAAGUGAUGAAGGAUAUCAGCAGGAAGCAGGAUGAUCAAGAAGACGGUAUGCCUGCGGGGAUGGGUAACUUCGUCAGGGAUGGAGAGACCUCGCCCUCUUCCAGCGGCGCUGCUGUCGUACUGGACAAGCUGUCCUUUACGUCUCCGUUCUCCGAGGAUCUGCUGGUGAAGGACUUGAGUCUCGGGGUUUAUGAGGGAACACACCUGCUGGUGGUGGGAAACACGGGCACGGGGAAAACAUCUCUCCUCAGGGUCCUCAACCUUCUGUGGGAACCUUCUAAUGGUUCUGUUCAGAUGAACACGUGUUUUGGGCCGAGGGGAAUCAUGUUCCUGCCCCAGAAACCCUUCCUGACCGACGGCACCCUUCGAGAACAGGUGAUCUUCCCCUUAAAAGACAUCAUUCCAGACACAGGUUCUGUUGACGAUGAGAGAAUUUUGCGAUACCUGGAACUGGCUGGGAUGUCCAGUCUUUUGAAGAGGACGGGAGGUCUGGACGGGAAAGUGGACUGGAACUGGUAUGAUGUUUUAUCACCAGGAGAGAUUCAGAGGCUGUGCUUUGCCAGGCUUUUCUACCUGCAGCCAAAAUACGCAGUGCUGGAUGAAGCCACCAGCGCUCUGACAGAAGAAGCUGAGGAACAGAUGUACAGGGCUUGUAAACAGCUGGGCAUGACUCUGAUAAGCCUGGGUCACCGCAGCAGCCUGAAGCAGUAUCAUGAUGUCAUGCUGAGGCUGUAUGGAGGCGGGCAGUGGGAACUCACUGAAUUGGAAACGAGGUGAAUCUCCCGACAAAAUAUGGGAUUUUUCCCUCAUUUUAGGAGGGAGGAGGAGUGACAGGUUUUAUUUCAGUUCACACUGAAAACGCGUGUAAGUAUAAUUUGCACCUGAAACACUGAUAAUCGGGUGAGGAGCGCCGAGUUGGACCUGGGACUUUCCCGAUUUCCUGAUAUUUACAACGCAGCGUUUUUAUCAAGGCGGUGUAGUUCCACUAAUCGGUCAACAGCACUCGAUAAAAUCUGAAAUCUUUCCAAAAACAUCAAACUACACAUUACAGUUAAGUGUUGAAGGUUCUAUCCAGGAAUAUUCCAUCAUGCAUAAUUGAAUUGUACACACAUUGUAAUGAUGGCAAAGGAGACAAUCAUUUCUUUAACUGAUUUCAGAUGAUUCAUUCAGUUGAUUCAGUCUUAGAAUAAACUUGAUUGGUGUUUAUUUUUGUUUUUUGUUGAAAGGGGGCAUUAAUGAAAUCCGUUGUAUUACACUUCUUCUUUUAAACUAUGCAAAAUGUAAUGCGAUGUAAUUAAAAUGUGUAAAAUCAUGUCACAAA
Ictalurus punctatus (channel catfish) is the source of this 2579-nucleotide messenger RNA. RefSeq names its product ATP-binding cassette, sub-family D (ALD), member 4 (gene abcd4). The transcript has 19 exons. NCBI's taxonomy places the organism in Eukaryota, Metazoa, Chordata, Actinopteri, Siluriformes, Ictaluridae. Gene Ontology annotation, cellular component: peroxisomal membrane. Gene Ontology annotation, biological process: fatty acid beta-oxidation; peroxisome organization; long-chain fatty acid import into peroxisome. Bases 221 to 2035 code for a protein of 604 amino acids. Gene Ontology annotation, molecular function: ATP binding; ABC-type transporter activity; ATP hydrolysis activity. The record is from RefSeq and is a predicted model, not a curated record.